CCCAAACAAACCAACUAUGAUUUCUGUCACAACAAAUCAAAAGUCCCGAUUAAAAUUAGUUUGUUCCGCAUUCUCCCAACAAAUUUACGAAGAAAUGGUUGAAUAUAUCGAUAAUUUGUACCUCCAGGACUUCCAAAACUACUGCAGAUUGUGUUUCGAGCGAGAUCCUCAGCUGGAGAACCUGUUGGCGACGUCCACCCAGCACAAUCUUGUCGGGAAAAUAGCUGACUGUGUGGAUGUUUCGAUCCUACCGGAAGAUUCCCCUGCAACUUUAAUCUGCCAGCGAUGCCUCGCUUUGGUGGACCAGUUUCACAAGUUCAAAGAAAUGUGCAAAAAACACGAGUACGCCUUCCAGACCAGUAUCCGGUGGAAAAGUUACGAAGGAACGGAUCCGUCGGCAGACAUUGCGACCGUUCGCAUCAAAUCGGAACUUCCGGAUGAGUUUAUUGAGGAGCCACCUGAAAUCAAAUUAGAACUUCCGGAUACGGUUAUUGAGGAGGCACCAUUGGAAAUUACAACUGAAAGCAUGAAACAGGACUUGGAAUGUGAACUUGGAACGGAGUCGGAAUCGGAAAAUCACCAGAAUUCGGCCGAUUCUAAUGGUGAGAAUGAUGGCGAGCCGGGUAAAGCGGGGAAAAAGGGAAAGAGAGGGAAAUACAAGAAAAUCGAAACGAAACUGCUGGUUCGAUUGCUUCACAACGGGUUUCUCAUGAACUGCAAGGCGAUUAAGCUAAGCGGAGUUAUGCAAUGGAUAUGCCGAAACAGUGCCUGCCGGAUGAGCUUUACGGCAACGGUCGAUUGGAAUAUUACACUGCACACAGCCAAAGUGCACAACCAUUAUCCCUUCGUCAACAGAACCGGAAUGAUUCAGGAUGCAGAUACGGGGUUGUUUCAACGGUUCGACGUGAGCUCUUUUACCGGGAAGGAAGUGCUGGUUUGGAAUAACUACGAGUGGCUUCUUGGCGACAAGAGAAAGGGAGAUCGGAAGGCUGUUUGCAAAGAAAAUAAGGGAAAAUGCAAGAAGCAUGUGAUGAUUAAAGGGGAUUACGAGAGCUUGAGAGUUUUCGGCGAGCAUAAUCAUCCGGAGAGUUACAUUCUGUACAGAGACGAUGAGAACCCGAAUGAGAACGAACUGAAUCCUUGGGAUCUUUACGUGCAAAUUAAUCCUUGCAGACUGCCAAUUGGCACGGAUUGGGAUAUGAAUCGUCGGGUGAAACUGUUCCACAAUCGCUAUCAGUACCGAUUGAUGGAUUGCACUUGGAACGGAACCAGUAGAUGGGCCUGCGAUAUGGUCAACUGCCCGGUGUUCACUCUCAUGGAUUCGGACGAAAAGGUUUCAUCGGUGGAGCACAAUCAUGAACCUCUGGCUAGCGGUAUAUUCAACAGAUUGUUCUACAGUGUCGUCCGAGCGAAUACCAAGUGUUUGAAGCUAUGUUUCAACGGGCAUUGCUAUGGAAGCAGAGAUUCGAACCACUGGGUGUGCACAACUAGUGGAUGUUACGUUAAGCUGUACGUAGGCAACGAUUACCAGUCCUUCGCCGAGAAAGGAAAUCACAAACAUGACGGAUUCAGCGUCGUAGUAAAACCUCUCGAGAAAAAAGCUAUAUUUCUAACUGCUCAAAAUCCAUUCCUGCCGGAAUCAUUGACCAUCGAAGACUUACAUGAACCAAUGGCGUCAACUUCGGGAACGACUGACCAAACGAAAUCAACUCAUUUAACCAAGAAUCCAGAAAAACCGGUAAAGCGCAGGGAAACCGUCUUAGGUUCAAUUCGAUUGAUCUACAAUGGCUAUCGGUACUCACUGUGGGACCUUUUCCCGGAUGGCACCACCUACUGGUGCUGCUGGGGAAUUAGAUGUAAAAAGUCCGUCCACAUGACUCCGCAAGGUUUGAUAUACUCCAAGAACGAAACCCAAGAGCAUCAGCAUCCUCCACAAGUGACCAAGGUAGACCAGAUAACGCACGAAGACGGUCAAAAGGAAUGGUACGCCAUCUUCAAGGACCUUCUGCAUAACACCAUCCUGGUCUAUCGUAACACCCUGUGGGAUUUGGUGCUAGGAGAACAGUGCUACAUCGCAACCUGUCAACGAUGUGAAACGGUACUGAAGAUUACAGAAAACUUUACCAGAUUUUCUCAAAGCAAUGAAUGCAGCAAGCACGAUGAUAGUUUAAUUCUCAUUCGAGUUACUGCGAAACCUGCCGAAGGUGAUCCCAUCAUAUGGGAAAUGUUCAAACGGAAAUUCCCCUUGCAAUUGACCGAUGGAACGAUCUUCAACAAAGGACGCCAUUCGCAGAUGUUUGUCGGAGAAUUCCGAUACACUUUGGUGGGUUUCACUUGGAGUGGUGGCGAGAUGUGGCGAUGUGCCAUCCAAAGGUGCCCAGCUAGGUGUAAAAUUGCGGAGCUACGUGGAGACUUUAACACUCCGGUUCACAACCACGACAAGCAAAUUUUGUUGCAAGGUCAAAUAUGGAGUGAGGCUCGCCAGCGUCAGGAAAGCUACUUUGUGGUCAUAACGCUUAAGAAAACCAUUGCCACGCUUUAUUACAAUACCUACUGUUACGCCCUGAAGGACAAACAACAAAACAUUUGGAGCUGCUUCCCUGGCCCGUGUCACGCUUUGCUUCGGAUCGAAGGAGAUUUCGAGCGGGUCGUGGAGGAGAUGGACCACAGCCACGAUGGAACGCUGACCUUCAUACGCAGUGACGAAACGUAUGCUUCGCAGAAAUGCUACGGUCCCGCUAUAGGGACUGCCAAGAAACGACCACGAGAGGAGUCUGAAAGCUCAGCAGUCGAAGUGGAUCCUUUGAGCUUGCUGAAUGUUUCAAUUGAUGCUCCAGCGACUGAGCAAUCCAACUACCUAAAAGAAGAACCUAGCGAUUCCCUGAUGGAUGUAGAUUCCUUAAGUCAAUCAAAUGCAACGGAAGAAUCGUCGUCUUCCGUUAAUGUCAGUCCAAAAUUGCAAGAAAUUAUCAACGCUUUGGUACAGCCAGUCCCGAAAAACGACCCUUCUGUACUAAUUGAACCUCUUCUGCAAUAUUACGGUGGACACACUUACUGUCGCACAACGGUUCAGAAAGAUGGAGGCAUUAGGAUGGAAUGCAACAAACCUCGCUGUCCGGGACGAAUCGUUAUUGGACCCGAUCAAGUUCCCCGUGUCAAAGAUCCACACACUCAUCCCAAAACAUACGAAAGCAUUGGAAGCAUUUGCGACUUCAACAACCAGUAUUAUCAAUACAUCCUAGUCAAUGGAUCGCAUAGACGAAUGCCUACCUACUUUGUCUGCGAUGGAUUCAGAUACAACAUGCAAGCUAAGGCGCUCAAUGAAGAUACGGAAAUAGUCUGGCAAUGUAACAAUUGCACUGCUAAGGCCACCGUUACCGCGUCCUACUCCCACAUCCAAUUCAGCGGAUCACAUACUCACGAUCCCCACGACAUCAUCUUACCAGGUGACGAGAAUUCCGAUUCUAUCGCCGAGGAUUCUCAAGAUGGCGAGGGGCCAUCCAAUUCCUUCCACUUGGACGAGGUCAUCUGGGAUCAGCACCGGUACAAUAAACCCAUUUUUAUCCGCCGGCUAAAUACCUCCAAAUGGAGAUGCUACCGAACGAGAGAGUGCAAAGCCCAUAUCAAUCAAAAUGCGGAAGGAGUGUUCAAAGAAAUCGAACCACACGAUCACGAAGGGCCAAUCGAGUGCUGCGGAGAAGCCAGAUUUGAUCCAACCAUGAAGCUGAAGGAUCGGUUUGCCAUCAUGAAGAACUACGGCAAAUCCAAGUUGCGACAUUUGGUAUUCCAAAACCAAAUAUAUAUAGAGCGGAAUGAUUGUAUCUGGGAGUGCGCUAGCAAGUCUUGCAAUGCCCAACUGAAUGUCUACGAUAAUUUCGAUUUUAUUCAAGCGGUUGGAGUUCACACGCAUCAGCCUGUCGUGACACAAAUCUUGUUCCCGAAUGAAGUUCAGAGGCAUAUCACAUCUGCUGAUAUGCUUUAGGACACAAUGUGAUUUACCAACACCUCAUUAAACAUAGAAAAAUACAUCUAGCAAAUAUACAUACACUCAAAAUAAAUGUA
This is a messenger RNA of Aedes aegypti (yellow fever mosquito), 4062 nucleotides long. RefSeq lists its product as uncharacterized. Gene Ontology annotation, molecular function: zinc ion binding. Lineage: Eukaryota; Metazoa; Arthropoda; Insecta; Diptera; Culicidae. The transcript has 4 exons. Gene Ontology annotation, cellular component: nucleus. The record is from RefSeq and is a predicted model, not a curated record. Bases 17 to 3982 code for a protein of 1321 amino acids.